AUGUGGACGCGGAUACUCGCACGAGCAACACGUGCCCUCGCUGUUGCUGGCAACUACUCAUCAACACACCAACGCAUCUCCAACCCUAUCUUUUGCGAAAUCCCCAAAUCAAGUUUCCCCCAAAUUCUCAGCAACCCUCGACUUUUCGCCACCGAUUCCACCCUCACCCUCGAUGAUGAGCUAUCACCGGAUUCUUCACAAAAUGGUGGUGACACGUACGAGGUUGACGUGGAAAAGUUGGAGAGUGUGCUGCGUCUUCUUCAAACCAGUGCUGAUGGGUCCUUUGAGUCGUAUUUGGAUGACAUGGAAUUGAGUCUGCAUCAUCAAUUGGUGACAAAAUUAAUUGAAACUCCGUUUGUUUCGGGUGAGAACCUGAUAAGGUUUUUCAGAUGGGCAUGGACUGAGAGAUCAUUGGGGGUGACCACUCCAAUGGUGGAAUCUCUAGUUUUGGCCAUAUGUGGAAAUGAUGUGAAGAAGGAAGAGGCGUACUCGUUGUGGGAUUUGGUUAAAGAGAUUGGAGAGAAGGAGAGUGGAAUCCUCAAUUUGAGGAUUCUCAAUGAGUUGAUACUUUCAUUCUCGAGGUUGGGGAAAGGGAAGGCUGCAUUGGAGGUGUUUGAUAAAUUUGAGGCCUUUCACUGUGUGCCGGAUGCGGACACGUAUUACUUCACAAUCGAGGCGCUUUGUCGGCGGCGUGCUUAUGAUUGGGCUUUUGGUGUUUGUGAGAAGAUGGUUGAUGCACGGACAUUGCCUAAUGGUGAGAAGGUUGGUGCCAUUUUGUCUUGGUUGUGUAAGGGCAAGAAGGCUAAGGAAGCCCAUGGAGUGUAUGUGGUGGCAAUGGAGAAAGGGAAACGGCCACCGAUGAGUGCGGUUAGCUUUUUGGUUGCCAAGCUCUGUGGAGAAAAUGAAACUGUGAAAUUUGGUUUGGAGAUGUUGGAGGAUAUCCCUGAGGAGAAGAGGGAGCGUGCGAUAAAGCCGUUUUUGGCGGUUGUUCGGGCAUUGUGUAGGAUUAAGGAAGUUGAUAAAGCCAAGGAGUUGGUGUUGAAGAUGAUUAAGGAUGGGCCGCCACCUGGAAAUGCUGUAUUCAAUUUCGUUGUCACAGCGUAUACAAAGGCCGGGGAAACUGGUAAAGCUGUAGAGAUGAUGAAGCUGAUGGAAAGUAGGGGUUUGAGACCGGAUGUGUACACAUAUACUGUUCUUGCUAGUGCUUAUUCAAAUGGUGGGGAGAUGGAAGAGGCUCGGAAGAUCUUGGUAGAAGCGAAAAAGAAGCAUGUUAAGCUGGGCCCCGUGAUGUUUCACACCCUGAUUCGUGGAUAUUGCAAGUUGGAACAGUUUGAUGAGGCUUUGCAGUUGCUGUCUGAGAUGAAAAAUUAUGGCGUUUGCCCCACUGCGGAUGAGUAUGAUAAGUUGAUACAGUCUCUCUGCUUGAAGGCUUUGGAUUGGGAAAUGGCGGAAAAGCUACAGGAGGAAAUGAAAGAAAAUGGUUUGCAUCUCAAGGGCAUUACAAGGGGUUUGAUAAGAGCUGUCAAGGAGAUGGAGAAGGAGGUUUUGGAGGGUUAG
Sphenostylis stenocarpa is the source of this 1557-nucleotide messenger RNA. Lineage: Eukaryota; Viridiplantae; Streptophyta; Magnoliopsida; Fabales; Fabaceae. The record is from the annotation of a GenBank genome assembly.